Molecule: messenger RNA, 1955 nt
Organism: Impatiens glandulifera
Lineage: Eukaryota; Viridiplantae; Streptophyta; Magnoliopsida; Ericales; Balsaminaceae
Product: cation/calcium exchanger 5
Exons: 2
Coding region: 224-1909 (561 amino acids)
Biological process (GO): monoatomic cation transport; transmembrane transport
Cellular component (GO): membrane
Molecular function (GO): monoatomic cation transmembrane transporter activity
Source: RefSeq, a predicted model, not a curated record
UGCUAUGUAUACUAAAUCUUGCUUAUAUAUAUUUUUAUUAUGUCUUCUUUAUUUGUAGGACAUUUUUUCCCCCAAAAAAAUCCGGGUUCUCAGGGCUGGCACUGUCUGUACCCAUUGGGUUUCCAUAUUCAGCCAAUUUUUUACCUUCUUUUUUUCGACAAUCAAUCUAGUCUCCAAACAUUGAUGAGAGAAUGUCAGGAAAGACAAGCCUGAAGACCUGGUAAUGGCCCUUGCAGAAGAAGCAAAGGUAAAUGUUGUUAUACAAAAGAUUCAAAAUGGCAUGGAGUUUUCUCCUCCCUCCUCUGUCCUUCAAACCACUGCCAUUUCACUGAUCCUCGUUUCCACUUUCUUCUUCUUUCUCCUCUUUACUCCUUCCUCAGAACCAUCCCCAAUCCCUUCUAUUUUGACAGUUCCGCGAAGAUCCCUUCUCAAUUCAACCGUUGAUAUCUCUUCUCUUUCAUGCUCUGAUAUCUACUCUGUCUCCCAUCAAUCACGCUGCUCUUUCUCUCGAAGUCGUUGCUCCGAAGACUCCGAUGGUCUCAUCAACUACUUCACCAUCCACUUCUGUUUUUUCGAGGAGAACCCGUUUAUCUCGGUUCCAGUUCUCUCACUUACUCUCCUUCUGCAAUUCUACAUCUUGGUCAAGACAGCCCAGGAUCGAUUCUCAGUCGUGGUCACGAAGCUCGCGACCCACCUCAAAUUGUCACCUUCAAUGGGAGCUGUAACCCUUCUCGCCCUAGGAAACGGUGCUCCCGACGUGUUUUCUUCUGUCGCCGCUGUUCGCGGCGGCCAACCUCGGACUGGGUUUUCCGCGAUUCUAUCAGCGGGAACAUUUGUUUCCGCGUUCGUUGUGGGUUUCGUGGCGAUUUAUGCCGCUCCAUUUUCUUUGGAUCCAGCCCCGUUUGUGAGGGAUGUAUUGUUCUAUUUGACUGCUGCAUUGUUUUUGUUCUAUGUAUACUUAAGUGCCGAGAUUUAUCUGUGGCAAGCGAUUGGGUUUGUCGCGUUUUACCUCUUCUUUGUUGGAUUCGUCUUCUGGAUGGAUUUGAAAGAUGGCGAUAGAGAGAAGAAAGGAGAAUUGGAACUGCCAAGUUAUGGUGAAAGAAGAUUUGAUGGAGAAAAGCAUGGUUUUGGCGUUCUUAGAAAGAUAUCAAAACUUUGGGAGGUACCCGUCUCCACCAUGUUGAAACUCACUAUCCCGGAAUCAUCGCCGGCUGAAUGGAAUCGUUUCUAUCGAUCAGCCAACAUCGUUUUAUGCCCGUUUGCACUUCUAUACUCUUGCAAGUCAUUCAUGCCUCUAAAUCACCCAAUCCAAUUUCUCCUAACCAAUUCUCAUAUACCUCUAUGGGUAAUAGUUCUAUUCGCAUGCUCCUCUUUAUCGAUCCUUCACUUGGUUCUCGAAAAAGAUCCACCAAAGUCCGAAGAAAUACCAGUGGUAAUGUCAGCGUUUGUAAUGAGUGUCUUUUGGAUCUCAACUGCAGCAGGAGAGCUUCUGAACUGUCUUUCCGCUCUUGGUUCUCUUCUGCAGUUGCCUCAGUCUCUUUUAGGGUUGACGGUUUUGGCCUGGGGGAAUUCGGUUGGAGAUCUUGUCGCGGACGUGGCGGUUGCGAGAGCGGGCCAGCCUGCUAUGGCGAUGGCGGGAUGUUUUGCUUGUCCUAUGUUUAACAUGUUGUUUGGGCUUGGGACGGCUUUGGUUAUUCAAACGGGAAAUGUUUAUCCAGAAGCCUACAAGCUUGAUUUUCAUGUGAGCAUUAUUGUGGCCUUUGUAUUCUUGUUGCUUAGUUUGAUGGGUUCUCUUUUAGUAGUGACGUGGAAUAGGUUUAGAGUUCCCAGAUUCUGGGGAUUUUGUCUGGUCGGUCUUUAUGUUUGUUUUACACUGGUAAGCUUAGUCAUUGCUGGGUUUUCAGCCUGACUUGAUCGGUACCAUAUUAUAAAUGUGUUUCCUAUCAAUGUUACUU